CAAAUAUCUCAGACCUCAGCAGCUCUCUGCUCAGCUCCACAAUCUGUGAUGAUGGUGGAGUCACUGGAAGGAGGGGACCUCUGCAUCCCUCCCCUCAACACCACCUGCAGGCCAAUGUCUGUUACUCACAAGGCCAUGCUCAUCAAAACACUGCUGUCCUGCUUCUGUCUGCUCACUGUGAUGCUCAACUUGUUGGUUAUCAUCUCCAUCUCCCACUUCAGGCAGCUCCAGACCCCCACCAAUCUCAUCCUCCUCUCCCUGGCUGUGUCUGACUUCCUGGUGGGCCUUGCAGUCAUGCCAGUAGCAAUCAACAGUGUGCAGUCCUGCCAGUAUAUUGACAAAAUCUCAUGUGCUUUGUCGUACCUUCUGGCCUUCAUCCUCACCUCUGCCUCUGUUGGGAGCAUGGUGCUCAUAGCAGUGGACCGCUAUGUGGCCAUUUGUUACCCUCUGCGUUAUUCUUCCAUAAUAACAACCAGCAGAGUUAAAAUCUGUGUGUGCCUGUGUUGGAUGUGUUCUGUUAUGUACAGUCUUAUCAUAUUGAAGGGUAACUUGUCACAAAUAGUUUUGUCUAAUCCUUGCCAUGAAGUAUGUACAGUUAUAAUAGACUACAUUUCAGGAGCAGUAGACUUGAUUCUCACCUUUUUCGGCCCUGUUAUUGUGAUCAUAGUUCUCUACGUCAGAGUGUUUGUGGUGGCUGUGUCACAGGCUCGUGUCAUGAGGUCUCAAAUUUCAGCUGCCAAAUCAAUUACUGUGACUGUUAAGAAAUCUGAACUGAGAGCUGCUAGAACUCUUGGUAUUGUCCUCCUUGUGUUUAUAAUUUGUCUCUGUCCAUACUUCUCUCCUUCUAUAAUUGGUCAGGACAUCUCAGGAAAUGCAGAUUUUUUAGCUCAAAUUUGGCUGUUCUAUUGCAACUCCACCUUCAAUCCUCUGAUCUAUGCUUUUUUUUACCCCUGGUUUAGAAAAGCUGUUAAACUCAUUGUCAGACUUCAGAUCCUGCAGCCAGGCUCUCGUGAGUCCAAGAUAAUGUAGAGAUGAUACGUGUACUGUGCAUAAAGUGACUAAAGAAAAAUGUUCAGAAUGUAACCCACAACUGGUUUGCUACUGAGAUGAUAGAGUCAUGACACCUGUUUUAUGACAACUGUUUUAAAUGAAUGUAGUUCAUAACCGAACACAUCAGCCACAAUGAAUGAGGUGCAGGAGUAGCUUCAGUAGUGCACAGAUGGGAAGAAAAACAUACAUUAAUCAGCAUGAAUCAACUGAAUUGCCAAACAAAGUGAGCGCCACUUUAAAGUAAAUGAAGACUUAAGUUAUUCAUGUGUAAGCUGAGAUAAAAUAAAUUUGUUUUCUGAGUUUUAAAACUUGUGUUUUGUUUCCUUUUCUUGCCUGAUAUGUACCAGGUUCUAUAUCAAAGUACCUUCAAAUAUUGAUUCAACAUUGUUUCAACAAUGCAAUGCAACUCUAAGCACAAAAAGCAAAACAGAAGAGUAUAAAAGUAUUUUUGUUCAGUGCUUAUAUUUCUGAAAUUUCAGUUGUUUUACUGUAAUUUCAUGGUGUGUGGCUGUGUGCAACUUAAACUACUGAACAUCAGUUUGUAUGGAGAACCUGAAAACCUUCACUUCUGGCUUUCUGUCCUUUAAUGGUACCGAGACCUUUUUUCUUG
This is a messenger RNA of Scatophagus argus, 1660 nucleotides long. RefSeq names its product trace amine-associated receptor 13c-like. Gene Ontology annotation, biological process: G protein-coupled receptor signaling pathway. NCBI's taxonomy places the organism in Eukaryota, Metazoa, Chordata, Actinopteri, Scatophagidae. Gene Ontology annotation, molecular function: trace-amine receptor activity. The record is from RefSeq and is a predicted model, not a curated record. Bases 49 to 1029 code for a protein of 326 amino acids. The transcript has 2 exons. Gene Ontology annotation, cellular component: membrane.